This is a messenger RNA of Momordica charantia (bitter melon), 1213 nucleotides long. Its product is annotated as F-box protein At2g17036-like. The record is from RefSeq and is a predicted model, not a curated record. Gene Ontology annotation, molecular function: protein binding. NCBI's taxonomy places the organism in Eukaryota, Viridiplantae, Streptophyta, Magnoliopsida, Cucurbitales, Cucurbitaceae.
UGUUACUCACUUUAAACUACAGGGACUAAAUCGUUACGAGUUAAAAUAAAAUGACUAUACGGUUACUCUAAGGGAAGUACUUAAAGAUUUUAAAGAUUCUGGUAAAUCUGUAACUUUUUUUUAAAGAUUAUGGUAAAUCUGUAACUAUCUUCCUUAAAAAUAUAGUAUAAAAAAUAACUAAUCUUCUUAAAACGGUGUAUUUAUAUCAAAUAUACAUACCGUAUUUUGCUCCGAUGGACGACGGCGGCAGCGUACGGUGGUCCGAUCUGCCUCCGGAGCUUUGGACGGCGAUCGCAAAGUGCUUGGAUUCGUUCAUCGACGUUCUCCGAUGUCGCAGCGUGUGCCGUCUGUGGCGUGCUUCUCUUCCUCGUUUGAACGCCGUUUCUCCUUUUGUACCGCUCUCUGUCCCUAUCCCACCGCUCAACGACGACGAUCUUCCGAUCAAAGGCGCUAUACUCAUCCGAGAGAUAACCUAUCGCCUCGGUCCCCUCCGUCAAACUUCUUCUUCUUCCGCGGCAGACUGGUCUGAAAUGGUGACAGAGGACUGGUCUAAAAUGGUGGUGAGGAUGAGGACAAAGAUUCGAAAACAGAGCCCCCCUGGAUCUGGAUCCGCCGUUCGGAGGAAAGUUAACUUACUGGACUUUCGAAUUCUGGAAGUAAACACAUCGUAUUUUCUUCUAUCUACCGAUCCCCAUUCUCACAUUCCUGGAAUCGACAAAAUCGUAAUGUCUCCCGAUUCUCCCUGGAUCCACGCCCAGGACUGCACCGUUUUAGCACUUCGCGGAGACGGAAAGUUAGGGUUCGUUAAAUUGAGGCCGGAUGGCGAAUGGACGCUGAUUGAAGAACAGAAUAAUAAUAAUCUCAACUGCUGCGACGAUGUGAUUGCGUGGAAAGGACAAUUUUAUGCCAUUGAUAAAAGCGGAGCAGUUUUCAGAAUCGAUUCAGAGUCGAUGAAGUUGAAACGAAUUUCUCCUCCGCUGCGUGAUUCGGGGGAACGCAAACAUCUGGUGAAGUGCGGCAAACUUUAUGCGGUGGAUCGAUUCGAUUCGCGAGGAAAAGGAGCUGUUUACAGAGUUUUCAGAGUGGAUUUUGAUGGAUUGGUGGAGGUGGAUUUUGAGGGAAGUUUCUCGGUGGGAAUGAAGUGUUGGUUUUGGGAAGCGUCCAUUGCUCUUCUUCGCCGGAGGAUAGGCUGAAAAUCUGAUGCUCACAAAUA